Messenger RNA from Heterobasidion irregulare TC 32-1, 234 nucleotides. RefSeq lists its product as uncharacterized. The transcript has 2 exons. Lineage: Eukaryota; Fungi; Basidiomycota; Agaricomycetes; Russulales; Bondarzewiaceae. The record is from RefSeq and is a predicted model, not a curated record. Bases 1 to 234 code for a protein of 77 amino acids.
AUGAUCGAUCGGCCAUCGAGCGCAUUCUCUCACAAGUCGCUCCGCAAAUGCGUCACUUUCCAGCCCCUCGCACCGGACGUUCAGUGUAGGAUGUGGACUGCGCUCGCCGAGGUAGGUUUGAAUGUCAAUGAAGGCAGCUUUGCACACGAGGCGGAGCAUACAUGGACCAUCGACAUCGAAACAGAGGUGGGUCGCCUGAUGUACCUCCGUAUGCGCAGGUCGAGAAGUCGAUGA